AUGGCAAAACCAGCACCACCAAAAGAAGGCAGACCAUUGUGCAACGUUGAGCAUAUUGAAUUUGAGUCACGUGCCAACGACAUUAAAGCAGGUCUUAUCGAUACAUUUCUAAAUUUACAAAGAAUCGAUACCAACCUUUAUCUCGCACGCCAUUUGCUUAAAGGAAGACAUUCAUACAAUGCGGUGUAUGGAGGACAAGUUGUUGGGCAAUCACUUGCUGCCGCUGCAGCGACAGUUGAGGAUGAAUUCAUUCCCCAUUCACUUCACAGUUAUUUUAUAAAAACAGGUAGUGUGGAUAAGCCGAUUUUAUACAUGAUCGAUAGAAUCCGAGAUGGUCGCAGUUUUUGUACUCGUAUCGUAAAAGCAGUUCAAGAUGGAGAAGCAAUUUUCUCUUGUCAAAUAUCGUUUCACAAGACUGAGCCGGACGCAAUCAUUCACUCAACUACCAUGCCCAACGUUCCGCAACCUGAAGAUCUCUUGCCCGCACGAGAUGCCGCUAAAAAAGUUCUCGAAAUGGAUGGAUUAGAUAAUAUAACAAUUAAUACGAUUACGAAGGCAUUAAAAGAAAUUCCGGAAGCUUUCGAUCGUGUUUUUGAUGUGAGACCAGCUUAUCCAGAGAAGUAUCUCUUGAAAGAUGAAGCUGAGCCAUCAUCAUCAAUUUGGAUCAGAGCGAGAGAAGAUCUUGGUGAUGAUCACCGCCUUCAUCAAUGCGUUGCUGCAUAUUUGACCGACCUCAGUAUGUUGAAUACUGCAAUGCGUCCACAUGUCAGAAAAGGAUUUGUCGCUUCAAUGUCAUUCUCUUUGGAUCAUUGCGUGUGGAUUCAUGAGCAGAAAUUUCGUGUUGACGAAUGGAUGCUUUAUGAGACUGUCAGUUCGAAAGCAAGGGGAUCCCGCGCAUUCAUAGAAGGCCGUCUUUGGACUCGCGAUGGCCGUCUCGUCAUUUCCACGGCACAAGAAGCUUUAGUUCGAGCUCCAAAUGGAUUGAAAAUGCUCGCUGUGAGCAUGUCGCAUUGGUUUAUUAUUACCAUUUUUCUGGCUCUAGCCAAUUUCACUCAAGCAGCCAACAAUCGUUUGCUGGACUGCAAACCAAAAGAGGUUUUCGUUGAAAACUUUAUUAAGUAUGAAUGCCUGGAGGAGAACAAUGUCAAAGAACUUCGAGUUAUUGGAUGCGUCCCUACUAAUGAUAUGACUGGAGAAGUCUUGGAGUCUUGGCAAACCCACGAUGAGAGAUGGUUCAAAUACCACUGUGUUAUUGAUGGUGACACGGCAACAUAUGCCGUGAAAACUUGCCGUGAUCCAGUUGGUCAAGUUCUUCCAGUCGGUAAAAGUCGCAGCUUCGAUGAUGAAACGUUCACGUGUUUCCUUGAGGAUGGAAAAGUCAAGUUGAACCAUAAAACAAGUGUUGGAUGCUCUAUAGGUGAUAAAGUUUAUGGAGACGGAGCCAGUUGGACAGAGAAAAAAGAGGACAAAAUUGUGGUUGGCGGUGAGCAAAAGACUGUCGGACAUGGAGUUGCAUACUAUUGUAGAAAAUAUUCGAACGGAACAUUUAAAGUAGAAUUCGCCGCUUGCCUCACUACUGAAAACACAUAUAUCCGUCCCGAAGCUUUUGGAAAAGUCGACAACGAAAUUGUUAAAUGCGACAUUGUUAAUGGAGAAUGUAAACUAAGAGAAGCCAAAAUAACAGAACUUCGAUGCAAAAUUAAUAACGCUAUUUAUCGACAUGACGAGGAAUGGUCUUCUAGUGAUGGAAAAACUGCCUACAUUUGCCAAUAUGGAAUUGUCGUAAAAAAGGGAUGCCUUGUUUCUGGAACUCUUAUUCCCCUACAUUCAGUCAAAUAUGUGAAUGGUGAAGCCUAUUACUGUUACGAAGAAACUAGACUCGUUUCAUUUGGAAAUAUCAAGGGAUGUAAAACUGCAAACGGCGAUAUUCUGGAAUUUGAAAAAACUAUGAGAAAUGGAAAUCGCGUGGAAAAGUGCGGAUUCAAAUUUGGCGAAAAUGGUGCAAUUGAGUAUACUUGGACACAAGUUGGUUGUGCAUACGAAAAAGAGCAAAUCACAAUCAACGCAAUACAACAAGUAGGAAAUGAAUAUGUUCAUUGUGCAUUAAACGGCACCAACGCUUUCGUUGCGAAAGUCAUGACGAGAGUAGAAGUUGAACAAUGGUUGAAUAAAGUUGGAAAGCAAUGGUCGCACGUUUUACAAGGAAAUGAGGGAACAGGUCAUGGUGUAAAGCGUGAAAUACCGACCACUCCAGCUCCAACUACCAAAAAGACCCCAACAACAACUUUCGCGCCAGUCACCACACAAAAAACAAAGACGACUACUCCAAAACCAGUGUUAACGACAGUAAAACCAAUCACAACACCAGCCCCAAUCAAAUCUUCUUGUAACGAUCUUCUACACGAGUGCGAAGAUCUAGAAAUUUAUUGUCACGAUGAUGAAAAACACAUCGAAGAUCUCAAAGAAAUUAUUAGGAAAUCUUCGGUAAAUGUGAAGAAACGUCAAAAAUCUCUCGAAUACCUCAAUCUUAUUACAAUGUCUUCUCAUUUGGAUAGCAAACAUGAACACAAAGAAGAUGAACAGAACUGCAAAGAUUGCCGAAAAUGUCAUCACAAAGAAAUUGAGAGAUGCCGCUGCGAGGAUCAGAAAGCUUUUUCGGUAAAGCUUGUUCGAUCAUUAUGUCCAAAGACGUGUGAAGCAUGUGGAGAAAAACACACAUCGGUUGCCAAAAUUCUUCGUAAAUCCACAGCAGAAAAGUGCCACAAAUCCGAAUGCUAUAAAUCAGAAUACAAUAGACAUUGGUAA
Messenger RNA from Caenorhabditis bovis, 2805 nucleotides. The record is from the annotation of a GenBank genome assembly. Lineage: Eukaryota; Metazoa; Nematoda; Chromadorea; Rhabditida; Rhabditidae.